Molecule: messenger RNA, 4774 nt
Organism: Mesocricetus auratus (golden hamster)
Lineage: Eukaryota; Metazoa; Chordata; Mammalia; Rodentia; Cricetidae
Gene: Ano7
Product: anoctamin 7
Exons: 24
Coding region: 63-2681 (872 amino acids)
Biological process (GO): calcium activated phospholipid scrambling; chloride transmembrane transport
Cellular component (GO): plasma membrane
Molecular function (GO): protein dimerization activity; chloride channel activity
Source: RefSeq, a predicted model, not a curated record
GCCAGCUGCGCCAAGAGCCUCUCUCCAGCCAUCUUGCCCUGUGAGGCAGCUGCAGGAGUGAGAUGCUGCGGAGGCGCGCCCCGGAAGAAGACGAUGCGGUGCUGAUCGACAUGGCCUCCCUGGAAUCAGGGAGCGGAUCCUCUUACGGAAGCACAGCCCAUGCCUCAGAGGUACCCUCAGCUCUAGGGGCAGUGGCGAGCAUGGCAGGUAAACAGCAGGUGGCCCCCAGCAGAGUUGGGAGCUCUGCCAAACCCCCGAUUGAUUUUGUUCUUGUUUGGGAAGAAGACCUGAGGAACCAAGAGAGUCCUGCCCAGGACAAGACACACACACACAAGUUCUGGAGGGAGACCUUUCUGGAAAGUCUUCGUCUGGCUGGCCUGAACAUGGAUCAGCAUGAUGUCCAGGACGAGACCACUGCGGUUCACUUCAUCCUCCUCAGAGCACCCUGGGCUGUGCUCUGCUACUAUGCAGAAGACCUGCGCCUGAAGCUGCCUCUGCAGGAAUUACCCAACCAGGCAUCCAACUGGUCGGCCACCCUCCUGGAGUGGCUGGGCAUCCCCAAUAUCCUGCUGGAGCAGGUGCCGGACACGCCUCCAGAGUACUACUCCUGCCAGUUCAAAGCCAGCAAGCUGCAGUGGUUCCUUGGGAGUGACAACCAGGACACCUUCUUCACCAGCACCAAGAGGCACCAGAUUCUGUUUGAGAUCCUGGCCAAGACUCGAUACGGCCACAAGAAGAAAGGCUUGUUUGGGAUUGACCAGCUGCUGGCAGAAGGUGUCUUCAGGGCAGCCUUCCCCCUGCAUGACGGCCCAUUCUCUGCAGUUCCAGAGAACUCGCAGGCCCUGGGUCUCACCCAGCGCCAAGUCUUAUUCCAGCACUGGGCUCGCUGGGGCAAGUGGAACAAGUACCAGCCGCUGGACCACGUGCGCCAGUACUUCGGGGAGAAGGUGGCUCUCUACUUCGCCUGGCUUGGGUUUUACACAGGCUGGCUCCUGCCUGCAGCAGUGGUGGGCACGGUGGUGUUCCUGGUGGGAUGUUUCCUAGUGUUCUCAGACAUACCAACGCAGGAGCUGUGCCACAGUUCGGACGGCCUUGACAUGUGCCCGCUCUGCUCUGACUGUUCUUUUUGGCCGCUUUCCAGUGCCUGCACCCUGGCCCAGGCUGGGCGGCUCUUUGACCAUGGCGGCACUGUCUUCUUCAGUUUGUUCAUGGCUCUGUGGGCGGUGCUGCUUCUGGAGUACUGGAAGCGGAAAAAUGCCACCUUGGCCUACCGCUGGGACUGCUCCGACUAUGAGGACAUUGAGGAGAGGCCUCGGCCCCAGUUCGCUGCAAGGGCUCCUACGACAGCCCUGAACCCCGUCACCGGGGAAGAUGAGCCCUACUUUCCUGAGAAGCGCCGCGUACACCGCAUGCUGGCUGGCUCUGUGGUUCUCCUGAUGAUGGUGGCUGUGGUGAUUAUGUGCCUUGUGUCGAUCAUCCUGUACCGGGCCAUCAUGGCUGUAAUUGUGUCCAAGUCAGACAAUGCCUUCCUCUCGGCCUGGGCUCCACGGAUUGCCAGCCUCACGGGGUCAGUGGUGAACCUCAUCUUCAUCGUCAUCCUCUCCAAGGUCUAUGUGGUCCUGGCCCAGGUCCUAACAAGAUGGGAGAUGCACCGGACACAGACGGCAUUCGAGGAUGCCUUCACCCUCAAGGUGUUCGUCUUUCAGUUUGUCAACUUCUACGCCUCACCUGUGUACAUUGCCUUCUUCAAGGGCAGGUUUGUGGGAUACCCAGGCAACUACCACACCUUGUUUGGAGUCCGGAAUGAAGAGUGUGCUGCUGGAGGCUGCCUCAUCGAGCUGGCACAGGAGCUCCUGGUCAUCAUGGUGGGCAAACAGAUCAUCAACAACGUGCAGGAGAUCUUUGUGCCAAGGCUGAAGGGCUGCUGGCAGAAGCUGUACUCCAGGAGAAGGAAGGCUGGCGUGGGGGCCCACCCAGCACCUUGGGAGGCUGACUACGAUCUGCUGCCUUGUGAGGGGUUGUUCCACGAGUACCUUGAAAUGGUGCUGCAGUUCGGGUUCGUCACCAUCUUCGUGGCCGCCUGCCCGCUGGCGCCGCUUUUUGCCCUGCUCAACAACUGGGUGGAGAUCCGCCUGGAUGCGCGCAAGUUCGUGUGCGAGUACCGGCGCCCGGUGGCCGAGCGCGCCCAGGACAUCGGCAUCUGGUUCCAUAUCCUAGCGGGGCUCACACACCUCGCGGUCAUCAGCAACGCCUUCCUGCUGGCUUUCUCCUCCGACUUCCUGCCCCGUGCCUACUACCGCUGGACACGCGCCCCCGACCUGCGCGGCUUCCUCAACUUCACGCUGGCGCGCGCGCCGCCCGCCUUCGCCGCCGCGCACAACCGCACCUGCAGGUACCGGGCUUUCAGGGAUGAUGAUGGACACUAUUCCCAGACUUACUGGACUCUCCUGGCCAUCCGCCUGGCCUUUGUCAUCAUCUUUGAGCACGUGGUGUUCUCCAUCGGCCGUCUCCUGGACCUCCUGGUUCCUGACAUCCCAGAGUCUGUGGAGAUCAAGGUGAAGCGGGAAUACUACUUAGCUAAGCAGGCCCUGGCUGAGAAUGAGGCUCUCCUUGGAGCAACAGGAGCGAAGGAUGACCAGCUUCCAAGCUCAGAGUCUGGGCCUUCCAGCCUAGGGUCUUAGAACUGGUGACCUCUGGGCAGUGGUGGCACACGCCUUAAAUCCCAGCACUGGGGAGGCAGAGGCGGGUGUAUCUGUGUGUUUGAGGCCAGCCCGGAAUACAGAGCUAGUUCAGGGGCAACUAGGGCUGUUACACAGAGAAACCCUCUGGGGGUGGGGGUGGGGUCGUGACCUUCUCUCCCCCAUCUCUGAGGUUACAGUAUGGGUUACUGGAAGCUGACACACUUGCCUGGGAGGCUGCUGAAGAUGCACUAGGAAACAGUUCAUGGUGCAUGGCCUUGGAGGCCAUGGUUGUGCUCCUGCUACCCCCUACCCUUGUUUAAGAAUAGCCAUGACCCUUGGCUGCCAAUCUCUGGCUCACACGUACUGCUUGAUCACCACCCCUGCUGGAUACUGCUUAAGGCUCCCCAAAUGGAGCCUCAGUGCUUAGAGACUUCUGUUGGCCUUCAGGGGGCUGUCCCCUACUGCCAUUCCUAAGUUCCAUGAGCCAAUGAUUUGUCCCCCUGUAUCUUGGAGGGGCUGUAUGAAACGCUGGCUUCUGUGGCUCUCAUUUUCACAAUGCUGGCCAAUGUACUCAGAAGCUGUCCUUCCCUUGUCUCAUCCAUAACUUUCUCUUGUCCCCAACAGGGAGAAUCCCUGUUUCCUGUCCCCAAACCAAAGGCUAAGAAUCCUCUGUAUGCAUUCCUGAAACUUAGUGACCAGGAGGCUGCUUUAUUGUUGACAUACCCUCCCGCCCCUACCCCCAGGCAGAACUCCUCUGUUAACCGAGCUCUUUUGCAGCAUUCCUUGUGAUAGUGUAGGGUCAGCCACCCCUCCAGACCCACCCUCUGCCUUUCCACACAUGCCACGCAUGCUCAGUACACAUCUGCUCGAAGACCUGAUAUCACAUGGCAGGCUACAGUAGGAAGCCUGCUUCUGCCCCUCCCUUCAAACAAUUACCCAGGGCCUCUGGGUCCUCUGGAUCUUGGUCUCUUUAUCCCGACAGAUAAAGGGCCUCUGCAGUAUCCCCUUUGUCUCCUGUGCCUUCCAGUGCGAGGCCAGGGACUCAGCACAUAGCCAACACAGAAGGGAGUAAGGCUGUGGAAUGAAGCCUUACCCCUUAUAGCGGAAACAGAAAACAAAAACCAGAAACCAGAUUUCUGUAACAACUAGUGGACCAUUAUCCUCCAUUCUGUGUUUACAUACAAUUACUUUUCAAACUGGGUACAACUUGGGCCGUUUCCUGUUGCUCAACAUCUGUUAGCUGGGUUAACUGAUAGUUAAUUGCCACUUAGUUCCUAACCUAGCCGCCCACUCAUGAUGGGAUAUGGGCCUUUCCUCUCUUCUACCAUCCAACCAUGCUGGAAUAAAGGUCUGAAAGUCACUACUUAUCUGGGCUUAUUUCUGUAGGGUUGUUAGGACUGGUGACAAGAGGGAUAUGCAGUUUUGGAAGGGCUGUGAAGCAUACACAUUUCCUUUGAAAACCUUUUCCAAACCAUGCUCUCACCCACCCACCCAUUGCUGAAACUUCGGCAGCUCCUGGCCUCAGAUGUGGCUCUGCUUACUCUGGCAUCAGACGUGGGUGAGGCUGCCCACUGACGCUUGCAUGGCUGCUGGACAACCUAUUCAGCUCAACGAGUGCACUUGCUAGGGAAAGCCUUACUGCAUGGACCACACGUCCUUUCUUCAAGCUGUUUCUUCAGCUGUUACAAUCUCUAAAAUCUGCCAUUGUGUGUAUGUAAGCUUUGUGUGUAAUGUGGGGCGUGUGUGCCACACACAGAAGUCAGGAAACAAUCUUGUGGGGCCAGCUCUUCCACUGUGGGCUCCAGGGAAUGGGCGUAGGCCAGCUGUGCAGUGGUUUGAAUAACUACUGCCCUGCAUGGCUUUGCCAGUUGGGAUACUCCAUCCCCAUCUGGGGAUGUUUAGGCGGUACAGCCUUGCUGGAGGGAAUUUUAGGGAGUGGGCUUUGAGAAAAAGUGUGCCAUUCCAGUUGGUGCUCUCUGCUUCCUAUUUAUGGGCCAAGAUGUGAGCUUUUUGUCUCCUGCGGUUAUGCUGUACCCACUACUAGAGAUUUGAACCCUCUGGAACCAUAAGCCGAAAUAAACCUUCUGAAAGUU